AUGGAAGCCCCCAUCUGUGAAGACCCUAUGGGACUCGAAAAUGGUGAGAUGUCCCCGAACCAAAUUGUGGUGUCGUCUGUUCUGGAUGACAGAGAAAGUUACUAUGGGAAAGCAAACCUUCCCCUGAACAGCAAGGCAUCCUUUGUAGCAUCUGCUGGAGCUUGGGUUGCAAAGCCAAAGCCUGAUCAGUACGUUAGGUUUAAUUUCUUGGAGCCAAGUAAGAUUUCUGGCAUCCUCACACAAGGACGUUCAGACAGUGAUGACUGGGUCGAAUCUUUCACUGUUCGUUAUUCUCCAGAUGGAAAGACAUGGAAUAGCAUUCUCAAUCCAGAUGGAUCCGAAAAGGUAUUCCCUGGCAAUUAUGAUCGAGAUUCUGUUGUGAAGACAAAGUUCGACAGAGUUAUUCAAGCACAGUUUUUGGAAAUUAGACCCAAGACUUGGAAGAACAAUAUUGCCAUGAGAGCUGAGGUUUUGGGUUGUUUCCAUCCUUAUCCGGAGGUAACAACUACUGAAGCUCCAUUCACCACCACCUUGAUUCCUCCACCACCUUACUGCGACGCUUGUCCUGGUUUGCCAGAAGAGUUUUAUGAUCGCUGUAAUCCAUGUUCCAGUGGAACAUUCUUUGAUGGAAAGUUCUGCGUAGCAAAGGCAAUGUGCCCAUGUUAUGAGGAUGGCAUUAGGUAUGAAACUGGUUCAUUAUUUGAGUCCAGAGACUGUAAAGUGUGUGAAUGUAUAAUUGGAGGAGAGGGAGAGGCAAAAUGUCAAGAAAAGAAGUGUCCACCAUGCAAGGAUGAAAAUGAAUAUAGCGUUGUAACAUCUCUGUGCACAUGUAUUUGUAAGACUUGCCCAGAAGGUACCAAGUUAUGCCCUUCAAGUAAUUAUUGCCUGAAUGAGACUAACUGGUGUAAUGGUAUCGAAGACUGUCCUGAUGACGAAGUGGAUUGUCCUCCUCCAACGCCUGAAAUACCAAAGGGCUGCCCAACCAAAGAGUGUCCAGACCCAUGGGUAAUGAAAGUUCAGAAGGUAAAAGGACGAUGCCCAUCUGUAACAUGUGAGCUUCCUGAGAUGACUACUCCAAUGCCUUGUCCAAUACCUCACUGUCCAUUGCAGUUUGAUAUUGUAUUCUCUCAUAAGAAGCCAGGAGAAGUUUGUCCUACAUACAAAUGUAUUCCACCCAUCACUACUAUGGAACCUCCUACUUGUCCUCCUCCUGUGUGUCCCGAUGGUUAUGUAGUACAAGAAAGUCAAGAUUAUGAAAUACAGUCUACAUCAUCAGAUGACUGGUGUCCUCAUUACCAGUGCAUCCCUCCUGUUACUCCUACAGCCCCAUGCCCACCACCCUCAUGUCCACAGGGAUAUGAAGUGAACUAUAAGGAUUCAAAGGAGCCCAUUGAACUAUGUCCUGAAUAUGAUUGUACCCCUAUCAUCACAACAACAAUGUGUCCACCUGUUGAGUGUCCUGAUGAUCUACGAGUCAUGUAUAUAGAAAGCCUAGAUGGAUCUGUGUGUCCUCAGUACUCAUGUGUCCAGAUGACCACACCAUACCCAACCACAACUGAGACUCCAUUCCCACAGUGUCCUCCUGUUGGUGGAGGGAGGGACGACUUCGCGCCAAUUACUGCUGAUGGUCGGCGGCCUGCUGCGCCCUCAGCUGUCGGUGCUCCAGUGUGUGAUCCCCUGGCUGCAGCCGACACAAAGGGUCCGCUAUCCACGAGAAGUCAUCUAGGCGGGGGCAGGAUCAUCAAGGGCGGCGGCAGCAGGGCGGCGGCAGCAGGGGUGGUUGCAGCUGGGGUGGUGGCAGCAGGGGCGGCGGCAGCAGGGGCGGCGGCAGCAGGGGCGGCGGCAGCAGGGGCGGCGAUCUGCAGCUCGGGGCAGGGGGCCAGUGAUGGAAGGCCACUCAUCGGGAUUAAAGUUGAUGAGGGCAUUCCCAGCUACCUCAAGAAACUGGAUGUGGGACAACCUAUGGACGUCUGGAUUGUAGUACCCUCAGCAGAGGAUGUAUUCCAGCAAUUCCAGCGUAAGGAACAGCUGAAUGAACCCCAGAGCAGUGAGAGGAACAGGUACAAUGAGCCCUGGUGCUGCCAUGAAUGGGUGCAUGUUAGGUGGGGUGGGGUCCUUGUCGCUCUUGGACGACCGACCUUCACCUUGGCUGGUACGACGCUCUGA
Molecule: messenger RNA, 2166 nt
Organism: Macrobrachium nipponense
Lineage: Eukaryota; Metazoa; Arthropoda; Malacostraca; Decapoda; Palaemonidae
Product: hemocytin-like
Exons: 14
Coding region: 1-2166 (721 amino acids)
Molecular function (GO): protein binding
Source: RefSeq, a predicted model, not a curated record